This is a messenger RNA of Microtus ochrogaster (prairie vole), 2076 nucleotides long. Its product is annotated as zinc finger protein 2 homolog. The transcript has 6 exons. NCBI's taxonomy places the organism in Eukaryota, Metazoa, Chordata, Mammalia, Rodentia, Cricetidae. Gene Ontology annotation, biological process: regulation of transcription by RNA polymerase II. Gene Ontology annotation, molecular function: DNA-binding transcription factor activity, RNA polymerase II-specific; RNA polymerase II cis-regulatory region sequence-specific DNA binding. The record is from RefSeq and is a predicted model, not a curated record.
AUGGCUGAGGACUACGCAGAGAGCUUUGACGGGAUGUUACACAUUUGCAGCAGUCUGGAUUCUGUGCGCAAGAACAGUUUGCUGGCUGUUUCACUUUACCUCUUCAGAUUUUUGCAAAACUACUCAAGCGUGUUUCCUUUGCUAGAUUUAAGACUUUCAUCAAAUGUGGUCCAUGGUCCAUCCGCUAGUUCAUUUUUUCUUUCAGUACUAAUGUUUUCCUUUUUCUUUUUGGCCUCUUAUAUGAAAGGACAAAAGCCGUCUAUCUAUUCAUUGUUCCUGAAAGAGAUACUCAAAGAAGAAAUACCAGAAGAAAUGGCUGAUUCUCCAGUAAAAAUGUCUCAGGGUCUGCUGACAUUCAAGGAUGUGACUGUGAACUUCUCCCAAGAGGAGUGGGAAUGCCUGGACACUUCUCAGAGGAUUUUGUACCUUAAUGUGAUGUUGGAGAAUUACAGCAACCUGGUCUCUGUGGAGAACUAUUACCUAUAUGAUCAUACCCAACAACACGUGAAGACUGAAAAGCAGACUUGUCAGUAUGAGGAGCAUGGAAAAAUACUUCAUGACCCCUCUACAUGUGCACUUUAUAGAACAAGUGAAACUACAGACAACUCUAAUAACUACAGACGCAACAGGUACAGGGAUGCCUCUAUUGAUUCAUCAAACCCAGAAAGACAUGAAAGCAUGCACACUGGAGAAGAACCUUGCAAUUCUAAAGAGUCUGAGGCAUCCUUAAAUUUGUGCUCCAACAUUACCCCAGAUCACAGAUUCUACACCGCAAAGAAAGAGCACAGACAGGGAGAAUAUGAUGACUGUUUUGACACUACAGGCAGUCUUUUGCAGCAACCAGUCUACAUUGGAGAGAAAACACACCAGUGUGGAAAAUGCAGGAAAUGCUUCAGUACUGCCUCAAGUCUCACUGUACAUCAGAGAAUUCAUACCGGGGAGAAGCCUUAUAAAUGUAAAGCAUGUGACAAAUACUUUAAUGUGAAGUCAAAUCUCAUAAGGCAUCAGAGAAUUCAUACUGGAGAAAAGCCUUAUACCUGUAACAAAUGUGGCAAAUCCUUUAAUCUGAAGUCAACUCUUACACUGCAUCAGAGAAUUCAUACUGGAGAGAAGCCUUACAAAUGUAAAGAGUGUGACAGAUCCUUUUAUGUAAAGUCAGAUCUUACCAAGCAUCAUAGAUAUCAUACUGGAGAGAAGCCCUACAAGUGCAAAGUUUGUGAAAAAUCCUUUACCCGGUUCUCAACUCUUAAAGGGCAUCAAAUACUUCAUACUAAAGAGAAAUCUUACAAAUGCAAAGAAUGUAAUAAGUCCUUUCUUGAGAUAUCACGUCUUAAAAACCAUUACAGAAUCCACACUGAUGAAAAACCUUACAAAUGUGAAGUAUGUGACAAAUUCUUUACUCUAAACUCAUAUCUUAGAAGCCAUCAGAGAGUUCAUACUGGACAGAGACCUUACAUGUGUAAGGAAUGUGACAAAUCCUUUACACUGAAGUCAACACUCACAAAGCAUCAGAGAAUCCAUACUGGAGAGAAACCUUACACAUGUCAAGAAUGUCACAAAUCCUUUACUGUGAAGUCAACUCUUACAAAGCAUCAGAGAAUUCAUACUGGAGAGAAACCCUUCAAGUGCAAUGUCUGUAAAAAAUUCUUUACCCAGCGUUCAAGUCUUAAAACACAUCAAAAACUUCAUACUGGGGAGAAAUCUAACAAAUGAAAGGAAUGUGGAAAGUCCUUUCUUGAAGUCUCAGAUCUUAGAAAACACUGGAAAAUUCAUACUGGCAAGAAAGCUUACAAAUGUGGAGAAUGUGACAGGUCCUUUAUCCAGAAUUCAUAUUUUGAAGACACCAAAGACCUUAUAACACAUCAGAGAAUUCUCACUGAAGAGAGACAUUACAGAUGUACAGGAUGUGACACGUCUUUUACUGGCUGCUCAUAUCUUAGAGCACAUCAGAAAAUUCAUACUGGAGAGAAACUUCACAAAUGUGUUGACUUUGGAAUAUCCUCUGUCCACCUUUCAAAUGUUAGAAGACAUCAGAGACUUCAUACUGCACAGAAAACACCAUUGUACAUCAAGUGA